Xyrauchen texanus (razorback sucker) is the source of this 3962-nucleotide messenger RNA. RefSeq names its product v-myb avian myeloblastosis viral oncogene homolog (gene myb). Gene Ontology annotation, molecular function: DNA-binding transcription factor activity, RNA polymerase II-specific; RNA polymerase II cis-regulatory region sequence-specific DNA binding. NCBI's taxonomy places the organism in Eukaryota, Metazoa, Chordata, Actinopteri, Cypriniformes, Catostomidae. The record is from RefSeq and is a predicted model, not a curated record. The coding region runs from base 146 to 1909 and encodes 587 amino acids. The transcript is spliced from 15 exons. Gene Ontology annotation, cellular component: nucleus. Gene Ontology annotation, biological process: regulation of DNA-templated transcription.
UGUCACACACUCCGCUACAGAGUUUAAUAUCGGCACUUCCUCCUCGAAGUGCACCCUACCGUUGGAGCUGACAGCACUCCACACUUCAGCACCCUUGAGCCGCGCACACACAUUAUCUCCACUCUACCUUGUCUUGAGCACCGGGAUGGCGAGGCGACCUAGACACAGUGUUUACAGUAGCGACGAAGAUGAUGACGAUGUGGAGAUUUAUGAUCAUGACUACGAUGGUCCUCAUGCCAAGACAGGAAAACGCCACCUCGGCAAGACGCGCUGGACACGUGAAGAGGAUGAGAAGUUGAAGAGGCUGGUAGAGCAUCAUGGUUCAGAGGACUGGAAAGUCAUCGCCAGCUUUUUACCGAAUCGCACAGAUGUUCAGUGUCAGCAUCGUUGGCAAAAAGUUCUCAACCCUGAACUAAUCAAAGGCCCGUGGACUAAAGAAGAGGACCAACGGGUGAUUGAACUGGUUCAGAAGUACGGUCCAAAGCGUUGGUCUGUGAUCGCAAAGCACUUGAAAGGUCGGAUCGGUAAACAAUGCCGAGAGCGUUGGCACAACCACCUGAACCCAGAGGUGAAGAAGACUUCCUGGACCGAGGAAGAAGAUCAAGUUAUUUACAAAGCUCAUGAGAAACUUGGAAACCGUUGGGCAGAGAUUGCUAAGCUACUUCCGGGCAGAACUGAUAAUGCCAUAAAGAACCACUGGAACUCCACUAUGCGACGGAAAGUCGAGCAGGAGGGCUACCUGCAUCACGCCGCUAAAUUGAGCCCCACUCCACUUAACAACAGCUAUGCUAAACCGCCUCACCUCAUAAACUACAAUCACACAACGAGCAAUGCAUCCAUGUCUGCCUCUUCCAUAAACAAUCAGUAUCCAUACUACAUGUCUGAAUCACAACGGGUGCCAUUUCCACUUGCUCUUCAACUGAACAUCUUGAACAUUCCUCAACAUGGCACUGCUGCUAUCCAGAGACACUACAACGAAGAGGACCCAGAGAAAGAAAAGAGAGUGAAGGAGAUUGAGAUGCUCUUGAUGUCAACCGAAAACGAGCUGAAGGGGCAACAAGCACCACAAAUCUCCAUGGCUGGCUUCGGUGGGUGGAACCGGGGCUCUUUGACAGACAGCUCGGCCGGGGUGGCUGUUUCAGUCCCAGCCCCAUCCCUAGAACAGGGCUGCCUUCCCGAAGAGAGCGCCCAUGGCAACACAAACAGCCCAAACAAUGACAACAACUCCACCUUGCCGGAGUUUAUUGAUGCCAUUGAUUCGUUCUUCAAUGCAUCAGUAAACCCAGACUCGGACACUGUCACGCCCUCAUCUGUCUCCUCCCAGAAAGCACUGCAACAUGACCUUGCUCUUCGAUCUCAGAAAGAAAAUGAGCUAUUUCGCACCCCCAAUCUGAGGCGUUCCAUCAUGGAGUGCUCUCUUCGAACACCCACUCCAUUCAAAUCUGCACUGACAAUGCAAGACACCAAAUAUGGACCACUGAAGCGGGCCCACAGUCCAACACUGGACUCUGGAUUGGUUGGUGCUAUCAAGCAGGAGCCUCAGGAGUGUGAGAUCAGCAUCAGAAGUGUGCACCUGGACCAGCCCCCCCUGAAGAAGAUCAAACAGGAGGUGGAGUCAACCUGUCUGCAGUGGGAGGGGCAAGAUCUACACACACAGCUCUUCCCUUCCAGUGGUACUGCCCAUGACAUGCCUGAUCUGUUGACUAGCUCUGUACUGAUGCUUCCCACAGCAGAAAAAACUGAGAAUGGAGACAAAGCCGCCCACCUACCUCGCAGAGCCAUGGGAAGCCCUCUGCAGAUGAGCACAUGGGAACAGGUGCUUUGUGGGAAGAUGGAGGACCAGACGAUGCCCUCUGAAUCCUCACACAAAUACCUCAGCAAUUAUUCUUCACGAGCACUGGUCAUGUAAAGAGAUAUCAGAAAUAUAGAAAGGGAAGAAGAUGGAGGGAGAGUGAACUAGUAGACAACCAUUCUGAAAAAGAAGCGAAGAGGAACACUCCAAAACUUUUGGUACUUAAUUUGGGAGAGGCUCAAAGCCAUUGUUUAGACUGUACAGUCACUGUUAGUUGGCCAUGCUUAAGCUGUGCCCGCAUUCAUUUGUUUGAACCAACCAAAGACAUUUUUCAUGUGUUUUUUCUACCUUUCUAUUUCAUUUUAAUAAUAUUGUAUUAUAUAUUUUGUAUUAUAUAUGGGAAUGAAUUCUCUAUGUGGGUUCUAAUUUUAUGGAUUUUAAUAUAAGGAACAAUUUGCAGUAAUUUAUUAUUUUGUAUUAAGAAUAUCAAUUAACUACAGUGGGCGCCUUUGCCAGUGUUUGACCCCAGUAUUUGGGCUUCCUGCUCAUGUCUUAAUCGCUAAGUGUGUUAAUUGUAUGGAGCUUGAAGAGUCCUCCUAGCAUUAUCAAAAUCAUACACCAAAAACUAGACAAAAUUAAAAUCCCUUUUGUGUGUGUGUCAAACUGAACUGCCCUCGCAGAGAUCAAACAAAUGCCUGCCAUGCAUUCCUGGCCAAAACAGGCAUUAGCAAACCGAUUAUGGCAUCCGUGCCCAACCCCUACAAAAAUCACUUUGCCAAAUGUGAAAAUUUUAGAUGUUUGGUGAUAUCUAGUUUACAAAUGUACUCUGACAGUUCAGUAGUGUUGCCAUAUCAAGAGUUCAAGAUCUAAACCACAACGUUGAGAUUUCAUUGUAUUAGCACUAUUUCAGGUUUAGAUCACUAUGCAGCGGUUUCAACAGAUCAAAAAGUGUUUGUUUGUUUGUUUGUUUGUUUUCCCCCAUUUUUGUAUUUGCUAAAAAAGAAAAAAGUUUACCAUGCAUUUUCAAAUCAAAAGUCUAAACUGUGAAAAUGUGCCUUUGAAUUAACAAAACAUUUCUGUAUCCCUUUUUUUUUUUCAUAAAAACUUUUUAAUUAAUUUCAAUUUCUGAUCAGAUUUACAUUGGUAUUUGUAGUUUUUAAAACACUGAAAUGAUUGUUGCUUUUAUACCUAGUAGGCUUGUUUUUGAUACAAUCAUCCAUUGAUACUACGAUUGCAGAGUCCAAUCAAAAGAAAGCAUUUAGCAAUAACGUUUUUGUUAUUCGCUGCCUUUUUUGUAUUAGCUUCAAGUACAAACACUUUUUUACACUGAUUGUGAAUUUCCAUAAGUUUUAUACUUUUAUAACUGCCUUGUAAAUACAGUGUGUGUUUAAAAAACAUUUCUGGCCUUGUAUCUGUGCUUUCCUUUCCAUUGUGGAAACUUAAGAAUUUCUAAAGCUAUGUUGUUCAAAGAUUAACUGCCCCACUGUAUGUAUGUACGUUUAUAAUCUAAAAAUGUUUUAUAUAGCCUAAACCUGCUUUCCGCAUUCCUUAAUGCUUCAUAAAUACUAUUCACUGGCAGAGAUGUGCAUUAGACCAAUAUGAAAACACUAUAUAUGAUGCAAAGUUUCAUACAAACCUACAGUAUCAUUUAAUCAAUUUAAUGUAAUCAGAUACAGUAUGUACAGUGAUGGCCUUGACUGUGUAUAAAUAAUCAUUUUGACCUUAAUGUUCUCGCGUGACAAAAGAAACGACAAAAGAGACCCACACAAAUUAAAGCAGUCGUACACCAUUUUAGUGUGCCAAACACGUGUGGUGCACAGUAUUUACUUUGAUACUUGUGGGCAGUGAGAUAACAGCUAUUGUGUAGUAUUCAAAUGGGUCAGUAUGGGUUGUAAGAUGAGAAAAAAAAUGAUAAAGGCUGGUAAAGAUUAUUAUGAAUGAGUAGAAUCAGGAAUGACCCAUUAACACUAUCAGCGAGCGUUGUAAAGGACAUGCAAAUGUCACCAACUGUAUACUCUCAGGCUAUUUAAGGAAUGCUUUCCCUGAAUGCAGAUACACACACACAUCACACACUUUUCUGUCUCCUAAGAUAAUAAAAUAAAAAAAAAGUUUUUGUUUUCUUAAACUAUUGUUCUGGUUUCAAAGGAUCAAUUAUUAAAACUUUAACAUU